AUGGCAGCUACAAAUUUCUAUGCCGACUUCUCAAGCAACAGCACACAAAAUAUGUACAACUACACCAACGCAUCCACCUAUUACGACAACAGUGCCUCCUAUUAUCAUCAACAACAGAGUAACAACACUUGGAAUCCAGCCACCUACAAUCCCAACUAUAUGCCUCAAUACAAUAAUGGAGCUUUAGAAAACAGCAGCUCUCAAAUGUACAAUGAUUAUUACAAUUAUAACAACAUCAAUGAACAAUUAAACAUCAAUGCUCCAGUCACAGCAGCCGAAGCACCUAAAGCAUCACUUAAACGUAGAUCCAGUGAAUUAGAAGAUGAAGUUGUUAGCAAACCUACUGUGGAAACAAGCAAAGUGGAAGCUGAAGAACCCCCCAGCAAAUUGCGUGCCUUACUCACAAAUCCUGUCAAGAAAUUGAAAUACUCUCCCGACUAUUACUACACAACUUUCGAAAAAGUCAACAACAAAACCAAAAGUCAAACAGAACAGACCUCAGUACCCAAUACAGCUCCCUGCUUCGAACAAGACUUCCUCUCAGCCCAGAGACCAGCCACCCAACAAACCAUCUUAUCACCUAAUCGCAGUGAUGUAGAUUAUUUGGAUGUCUACUCCCCACAAUCCCUAAAAGUUGCCAGUCAUUCACAAGCAUACAAAAAUGGUUCAUCUUCCACCACCACCACCUCUGAACCAGCCACUCCUGCUUCUUUGGUCGAUGGCAUCAGCACCCCACCCUUAUCGCCCAACGAUAAACACAUCAAUCAAACUGCAGCUCAACAACAUGAAAUCAAUCAUCAAAUUUUGACAGCCAACGACUACAAUUGGUCGAACUGCGAAGACAGCCCAGCAUCAGAUUGCAAAGACUCGAAACGCACCCGUCAAACUUACACUCGUUACCAAACAUUGGAAUUGGAGAAAGAAUUCCAUUUCAACCGAUACAUCACCAGACGUCGCCGUAUCGAUAUUGCCAAUGCUUUGGCUUUAACUGAGCGCCAAAUUAAGAUCUGGUUCCAAAAUCGUCGUAUGAAAUCCAAGAAAGAUCGCACUUUGGAAGGAUCUCCUGAAAUGCACCAACAAGGUUUAGCUUAUCCAGUGAUGUCUCUGGAAGCCACCAACCACCAAGUGCCAUUUGCCGCAUCACACCAACAUGCUGCUUCUAGCGGCAACUCUGCAUAUCCCGCUUACUUGGCCACAGCAACACAACCUGCCUUCCCUGCCGCUUACCAUCACAGCCACCACCACUCGCCCGAACAUUUUGCUGGCCAGCAAUACGAAACCACAGCUCAACAUGCCCAUCUCAAUCAUCAUGCUCAUCAUUAUCUACAGGACGCUCAGCAAUACAGCACUGCCGCUGCACACUUUGCCCAAUCCAACUACCAACAACAAAUGACUAUGCCAGCAGGAUCCAACCCAAUGUAUCAGCUGGCCUAG
Calliphora vicina (urban bluebottle blowfly) is the source of this 1434-nucleotide messenger RNA. RefSeq names its product fushi tarazu (gene ftz). Gene Ontology annotation, cellular component: nucleus. Gene Ontology annotation, biological process: negative regulation of transcription by RNA polymerase II; anterior/posterior pattern specification. Gene Ontology annotation, molecular function: RNA polymerase II cis-regulatory region sequence-specific DNA binding; DNA-binding transcription factor activity, RNA polymerase II-specific. Lineage: Eukaryota; Metazoa; Arthropoda; Insecta; Diptera; Calliphoridae. The coding region runs from base 1 to 1434 and encodes 477 amino acids. The transcript is spliced from 2 exons. The record is from RefSeq and is a predicted model, not a curated record.